CUUUGAGCAGUUAGCGAGAACGGACGGAAUUUCGUGCGAGUCGUUUGACCACGAUACAGGGUUUACCGAGUGGCUUUCAAAUGACAACGAGCUAAUGAGAAUGCUACCAGACACCCUGCUGCAGGAUGCAAUCAAUUUGCGUGUUCUUCACCUUUGCUAUAACAAACUAACCAUGCUGAACAAACAUCUACUGAAAUCUCUAAGGCAUUUGGAAAAGUUACAUCUCGAACAUAACCAGCUACAUAUGAUCGAUGUGGAUGCGUUCACGUCUCAGACAGAGUCCCUAAUAACGCUCAAUCUCAGUCGCAACAGCAUUACGCUAAAUGAAGAUAACAGAGAUGUAUUCUACAGCAAUGAGGAAAUCAACAUUACAUCCGGGAUUAUUUUCAGCACUUUGAACAAAGUUCAGUACCUGGAUCUUUCGUUUAAUGCUAUUGUAAAAAUAUUAGAUCCCUUUAAAAAUUUUAUGAAAGACCUUCGAACGCUCGACCUAUCUCACAACCUGAUCACACACGUUGGCUAUAAAGACUUGCUAUUUCCAUCACCCAAUAUCGAUCUAGUUAAUUUGGAGUCAAACAAGAUUACCCAUCUCGACUUCGACCGUAGCCGGAUUGAAACGCGCCAUCGCUUACCGAAGGAAAUUCUUCUUGCUAAUAAUCCACUCAACUGUGACUGCAUGUCCUACCCGUUAGUAACAUAUCUAAAAGCGGAACCAGACUCCAGUAAAUCGUUCCUGCUAAAGGGACUUCAAUGUGCUCAGCCGUCCAAACUGUUUGGACUCCAACCGCAAGACGUGCAACUGGAGGAUUUGGUUUGCGAAAUUGAUACCUUCUCGGAAUUCUGUCCGGCCGAGUGUAAAUGCUACAAACGGGCCGUAGAUCAAUGUGCCAUAGUAAACUGUAACGCAGCGAACCUUACCCAUGUGCCCAUCAUCCACAGCCCCUCUAACAUCGGGUGCAAUUUUAUCGAACUGCAUCUGGCACAGAAUAAACUGCAUUAUCUAUCCAACGCGGGUGAGGGAUGGAAUUUCGUUCGUUGGCUUAACGUAUCAAACAACAGCCUUGGCACUUUGUUUGCAGAAAGUCUACCCGAAAUGCUUGAGCUGCUCGAUGUCUCUGGCAAUCAAUUAACCGCGAUCGAUGCCGCCCUCAUAGGCAAAUUAAAUCAAUCCACCCUGCAUAACAUCAGCCUUGCGUUGAAUCCAUGGGAUUGUUAUUGUGAAAAUCAACUGCUUACCUUUGUAGUCGAUAAUGUGGCGCGCAUAACCGAUUACUACACCCUCCAGUGUAUCGACGGUAAACCGAUAAACCUGGCUACUUUGAAAGAGCUGUGUGGUACGAUAAUUUUGUCUCGUUUGUAUAUCAGCGUGGCAGUUUCAAUGGCGUCGGUUGGCUGUUUGCUCUGCAUAUGGUUGUAUGCAAAAUUCAACUUGGCGAUCAAAGUGUGGCUUUUUAGGCAUAACUUGCUGCAGUGGUUGGUUACGGAGGAGCAUACUGAUAUGAAUAAGAGAUACGACGCAUUCAUCUCAUACUCGCACAAGGAUGAGGAUUUCGUCACGAAAGAACUGUUGCCGAGGCUUGAGAGCGAAGAGCUCAACUUCAAAAUCUGCUGGCACGUGCGUGACUUUGUGCCGGGGGAGAUGAUCGCCAACGAGAUAGCGAAAGCUGUUGAAGAAUCGCGUCGCACAAUUAUUAUCCUCUCGCUCAAUUAUUUCGAGUCCAUGUGGGGCCAAAUGGAAUUCAGCGCGGCGUACUUACAGUCGUUGGUAGACAAGCACAACCGUGUUAUUCCCAUCAUUUAUCAAGACAUUGGAGAUAUUGAUCAACUCGAUCCACAGCUCCGAGCGUACCUCAAGACCAACACGUAUGUCCGCUGGGACGAUCCGUGGUUCUGGGAUAAGCUGCACUACGCCAUGCCUCGUAAGCGUCGGCCGAAGGAUGUGCAGACAACCGACAACAUGCGCAUGGCUUCGGGGGAUAAAUUAAAUUUGCCGAUCAUCAUGACGCCUCCUAUCAAAUAAAAAAAAAUCUCAUUCAUUUUCACUCCAGCUAAAUAUAGAGAUAGAGAUAAUAUAGAGAAUCGUGCAUGCAGUUGGCAUGUCAUUUACGGCACUAAGAGCAUUCGAUUUAAGUAGUGAUAAGCGUAAAGUGUAAUAUAAAAUCUUACAAUUAGUUAUAAUUAAUUUAUAAAAGAAUGACAGUUUGUACAUAUAGUGGCUUACUGAUAAUACAGCUGCAAAUGAUUUGUACUGUGAGAUGACAUGUACUGCCCAUACAAUUUAAUUUGUUGGAACAAGCUUGUCCUCUCUGAGACAAUUAUGCGUAUUCUAAUUCUUAAUGUCAAUUAAUUUUGGAGACCCAUCUAAACAACAGAUCAGCCGCCUCUGAUGCCUCUGAGCCAUGAGAAAAGGCAUAGCACGCAUUUUGUUCUACAUAUUCGUCGUGGUAAACGGCAACGGCAAACAUACACAUACCAAAUCUUAAAGCGAUCUCAAAUACGAGAAGACGUUUCAUUACAGCUACAUUGCCAAUUUUGUUCUGUUUCUCAUUAAGUAAUUUAAUUAAGCCUGAUGAUUUUAUAUCAAUUAUGGAUGGUGUAAUAUUUUAUUUAUGAAAUAAAACUAACAGCCAUCUCUACAGCAA
This is a messenger RNA of Anopheles gambiae (African malaria mosquito), 2642 nucleotides long. Its product is annotated as protein toll. Gene Ontology annotation, cellular component: membrane. Gene Ontology annotation, biological process: innate immune response; toll-like receptor signaling pathway. Gene Ontology annotation, molecular function: protein binding; transmembrane signaling receptor activity. The coding region runs from base 95 to 2020 and encodes 641 amino acids. The transcript is spliced from 4 exons. The record is from RefSeq and is a predicted model, not a curated record. Lineage: Eukaryota; Metazoa; Arthropoda; Insecta; Diptera; Culicidae.